Molecule: messenger RNA, 4886 nt
Organism: Falco peregrinus (peregrine falcon)
Lineage: Eukaryota; Metazoa; Chordata; Aves; Falconiformes; Falconidae
Gene: STAC
Product: SH3 and cysteine rich domain
Exons: 11
Coding region: 780-1997 (405 amino acids)
Biological process (GO): positive regulation of voltage-gated calcium channel activity; positive regulation of protein localization to plasma membrane; skeletal muscle contraction
Cellular component (GO): extrinsic component of cytoplasmic side of plasma membrane
Molecular function (GO): transmembrane transporter binding
Source: RefSeq, a predicted model, not a curated record
GACUCUGUCCUGCCACUUGCUAGCAUGUUUGGGAUGUAAGGCAAGGUGGGAGCUUUAGAGACACUGGGUAGCUAGGAUUCUAAAUAACCUUCUCUAGGACAAGGGAAGGGAAGGCUUGGUUUUCUCCUCUGUUUCUAGAUUCCUCCAGGAAAAGGCUUGUAAGAAUACAAAGCUGCCUUUCAAACUCUGCCUUCUCUACGCCUGUUAAAAGGUAAAAUGCUUCCAAACCUCAUGUACACUGCCUGCCUCCCUGUGUGCUAUGAGCGUGCGUGCAUGCGCGCGUUACUUUCUCUCACUACUAUGACAGCACAUGCUCCUCCAAGGCUAUUCACAGCAUUAGAAAUACAACUCCUCCCUCCAGUGCCCCGUGUGUGCGUGUGUGUGUGGCUCAGGCUUUCUGCUUCGGCUCACUCCCCUCUGAUCGCGGGACUGACGGUCACGACUCUGCUCCACACCUCCGAGCUUCACGCGGAGGGGAGGAAGGUCAGGGGAAACACAGAAGCAGGCGCACAACUGACCUACAGAGCCAUCAAUAACUUACUUCUCUCGCAGCAGAAUUGCACAGGGGAGGGGAGGAAGGAAAGAGGGAGAGGAGAAAGGGGGAGGAGGAGGGGAAGAAAAAAAGAAAAUCCAGAGAAUUCUAGUCUUACAAAUGUAGUGAAACCAAGUGGUUGGAGUUCAUUUGCUAUAGAAGAGCAGAGAAGAAAGAGGACAUUAAAUGAAAAAAAGCAAGACGGGUCUGUAGCUUUUUUUCCUGAUAGCAGCAUUUUAGAGGUAAAAUGAUUCCUCCGAGCAGCACGACUGAAGUCAGCGUGGAUAGUGUGGAGAAAGAGAAUGAAGUGGAGAGCACAGAGCAGCCCCCUUCUCCAGCAUCAACUACCAGCCAGGAAUCAAAGCUGCAGAAACUGAAACGAUCACUCUCCUUCAAGACCAAGAGCUUGCGGAGUAAAAGUGCAGACAAUUUCUUCCAGAGGACUAAUAGCGAUGUGAAACUGCAAGUAGACUUGAUGCCUGAGGUGAGCACGAGCACCGGGCAGCUCCCCAGCUCAGAGAGCCAGGCGUCCUCCCCCACCAGAGCCCAGCAGCUGCCAGAAAACAACAAGGCUCACAUCUUCCAGGAGCAUAUCUUCAAAAAACCCACCUUCUGCGAUGUCUGCAACCACAUGAUUGUUGGGACAAACACUAAGCACGGACUGCGCUGUAAGGCUUGUAAGAUGAGCAUCCACCACAAGUGCGCAGACAGUAUUGGACAACAGCGUUGCAUGGGCAAGCUGCCAAAGGGAUUUCGACGGUACUACAGCUCACCACUACUCAUUCAUGAACAGUUUGGCUGCAUCAAAGAAGUGAUGCCUAUUGCCUGUGGAAAUAAGGUUGAUCCGGUAUAUGAAACCCUCCGCUUUGGGACAUCCUUAGCCCAGAAAACCAAAAAAAGCAGUUCUGGAAGUGGGUCUGACUCUCCCAACAGGAACUCUACAGCUGACCUGGCAGAAGUUCCUGAGGAAGGUGAUGGCUCUGCAGGCACCCUUGACAUAAGCAGGAAACGCAGCAACAGCGUGUUUACAUACUCCGAAAACGGCACAGAACACUUUGGAGAAGAACCAAAAAAUAUACAUACACUGGGACCUUUUUAUAAAAGCACGUUACAAAUGAACACCUAUGUUGCCUUGUACAAAUUUGUACCACAAGAAAAUGAAGACUUGGAGAUGAGGCCAGGGGAUAUGAUCACUCUUCUGGAAGACUCCAAUGAAGACUGGUGGAAGGGGAAAAUCAAUGACAGAACUGGAUUUUUUCCUGCUAACUUUGUUCAGAGAGUGCAACACAAUGAGAAGAUUUACAGGUGUAUCAGGACGUUCAUCGGCUGCAAGGAACAGGGACAGAUAACUCUGAAAGAGAACCAGAUUUGUGUGACUUCUGAAAAGGAACACGAUGGCUUUAUCAAAGUAUACAGCGGGAAGAAGAAAGGCUUUGUCCCCAUAGACAUCUUAGAAAACAUCUGAUUCCAACAGCCCGCUUGCUGCAGUAGGAGCCCUCUGUCGGCAAUGCCCGCCUGCCUCAUCUCACACUGUGUCAACCCAGACGGGCUGUCUUGCAGAUGUUCAGGGAAAUAGUGAGAAAACUGCAACUACAAGAAGAAAAAGACAUUUAGACUGCCACAGCAACACUACGAAAUAAGAAAAGCAGAAUGUUUGAAAGACAAUAUAGUCAGAAACCACUAGGGAAAUGAGAGGUCCUUGGAUACUAAAAGGAAUAAGGUAAGGAAAAAGAAAGAAGUCUGGGCUGAUUUCUGGUGCAAGAUGGGUGUUACAGCCCUGAUGGAGACAGACAGCUUGUUCUGAAGGACUAAACUCACGUCCUGUUCUUGUGUCUUAGAAAACUGUUGGACUGCUUUCUUGUUUGAAGUGCGUAUUUAGGGGGGAGGGGGGAAAAAUACCAUUCAAACUGUCCUCGUACUACAGUCCAAUGCUUGUAGUAAAGUGUGGCUGUGGUUCUGCAGUUUAGUCCCCAGUAUCAACCGAUCAGUUUAAGCGUUUAGUCUCAUAACAAAGCAGUUCGGAGACACCACGUGAACGUCAGUUCAAGAAAUGCACUGUGCCCUGGAAAUUGGCAGCUUUCUCUUUCUGUGCAAUCUUCCCAUAGGAAAGAGUAGCAAACCUGUGUGUCCUUUGUUUUCUCGGUAUGCGAACAAAAGCUCUCAGCGUAUGUUGGGUGUGAUGGCUGCCCUCAUAGCUCACAAAAAUAGCUGGUCCUCUGAUUCACAAGCCUGCCUGGAACUGUCCCUCUUUUUCCUGCACCUUUAUCUGGUGAUACAGAAAAUGGGUGAAAUGCUGGGAGAGAGCCACAGGCUUAAAGCGUUUUAUAUUUUUCUGUGUUUAUUGCACUUAAAAGAUUUUAUAUAUUAAUCCUAUUUAUAAAAAAAGUAAAAUGGUUAUCUAACCCCCAGAAGACAGAAAAUGCUAGGAAAGGACAGACUGCACAUAGAAGUGAAGUCUGUAAUUAUCAAAAUCCAGAACUCGUGACAGAAAGGCACCGAGUGUCUUAGCAUUGUGUUCACACACCAAAGGCGUCUUCGUCAUUUGCUAGAUAGAAGUGUUGCAGAUUCAGCAGUGACUACAUUGGCAUGAAUUCCUCCUUGGCAUAAACCACCGUGAGCAUCCCAUAAACCUUCUCCAUCCUAGUGAGACUGAGCAGACAGCUCUGGGUUGUCCAUGUAAGCCUCCAUCUUCAGACAUGUUUUGGGCAUAUGAACCUUUUAUCACCUGGAGAACAGUCUGUGGGACCCACGGAUCUCGACCAAAUCAUACAAGUCAGCCAGAGCCAGUACUGUUGUAGAAGAGGGGCCUUAAUGAAGUUUAAAGACUGGGAACCUAAUUUCCAAGUAUUUAAUUGGAUGUAAUGGCACGAAAUACACUUAAACAUCUUAGUUUGUAUUAUGACAUAGAGAUUAAAUCCUACCCCAAAGCUUCCUGCUGAGUUCAUGCCUUAUUUGACCAGCUUGAGACUGAAUGCCAGUCUUUAACUGCGAUUAACCCCAAAUUAAUUAAUGUCCUGAAUCCCGAUGCUGCAGGAAUAAAUGCACAUGCAGCAAGGCUAGCACAGGUCUUUGGAAAGCUGACAUUAAUUCUAAAAAGAAGCUACCGGUCCUGCUUCCAUGUACUGAGGCAGAUCUAAUUUUUGUUGCACCGCCCAGUUCUCAAUAGUUUCCUGAUCUUACUCGAAGCCUUACGAAAUCCAGUGCGACUUUCCACACGGCCAGAAGUUCCCAGAGCAGAUCAGUCUUCAGCCACUUAGACCCAUUUUACAGCUCUUACAUAUCACUUAAUUGCAGGGGUGUCAACUGCUGAAACAUGGUCCUUCGUAACAUAAGAAGUCUAUACCAACUAUUAAUAUCCUCCUGGCUGAUCAAAAGUAUCCAAUUUCAUAUCUUCUAUGGGAAUAUCAGCAACUUAUAAUUAUUUUUUUUUUCAGUUCAAACAAUGAACAUUUGCUCAGCUCAUUUUCUUAGUAACCAAUAAACUCAGUGAGAGGACAGACAAUUCUGAUAAGCCUUAAAGAUCAAGAAGAAAAGCAGUAGAGAUGUAUUAAUCCACUCUGAUUUAUAGGAUUAUUUUUUUAAUAUAUAUUCAGCUGUUCAAAAGAAAAACUCAAGUGUUUGUUAGAAUCAAAAUAUUUGCUACUUUUGAUCAGGCCUGUCAAGUGGACGAAGGAAAUCUGUAUUAAUGUGCUAUUGUUUACAUGAUUGUAUCAUACUGUGAUUCCCUAUUUCAGUCUUCUAUAAUUUCAAUUUGUCCCUACAAUGUGCAUCAUACUAUUCAAAGAACUAUAUGAAUAUUACCUACAACUCACAAUGGCCUUUAAUUAAUGUCAGUUUGAUUCCUUUUGAUACUGAGCAAUAAAAUAAAAUGACUGAGUAAAAACAAGACAGACCUUAUGUGGACUGUAUUACAUCUGAGAAAGCAUUGCUUCUGAACCAAAGCUUUCAUGGUUAUCUUUUCUUUGUGGGUUUUUCUUGUGUUUUUACUGGGCUUUUGCUGCCAUUUGAUAUGUAGAUGUAACAUGCCUAAUUUAGCAAGAAGCACAAUACGUGAGUCUUACUUUAAGCAUGUGAUUCGUUGGCUAUUUGCAUGCUUAAAGCUGAAGCACCUUGCUGAAUUAAGGUCAUUUUCCUUACAUUUAUUUUGGAUGCCUUACUCUGAAUCCAGAUGAAUAUCCUGACAUUUUUUUCCUAACAUAUGCAGAUCGCAAUAGAUACUGCAUUAGCAGGCAGUUAGAAGUCAGACAGAAGAUGGAAUGGACUUUAUCCAACAUAUGCUCAGAAAAACUGAAUUUUAGGAGAUAAAUACUGUUCAGAUUUAAUUUAAUAUUCUGCUUAAUAAAGACUAUGCGAU